CAUCUCAUUUCAGGAGGAAUAUGGGUGAAUCCAUGUUGCUCCAAAGACUUCCCUUGAGAGUUGUACUGUUGUUGUGCACAUUGGCGGCUCUAUUUUCAAUAGUUACGGCCGAUGUAGCUCAAACAACAAAGUCUGCAUGCACAAGUAGAUGUGGCAACCUCACCUUCUCGUAUCCAUUCGGGAUGAAUCACAUCAGCAAUGACUGCUAUUUCAAAGAAGAAUCAAAUUCUUUUCUCAUCUUUUGCGACAACUCGACCGAUCCUCCCACUCCUUAUAUGUCUGAGAAAAGCACUAAUCUCAGCAUAGUCAAUAUAUCUCUCGAGAAUCACGAGAUGAGUAUAAUGACUUGGGUGGCCGAAGAUUGUUAUACGCCGUCCGGCAGCCGCUCACGGAAUAAUCAUCCUUGGCUCACUCUUUCUAAAUUCCCCAUGUCUAACGCCAAGAACAAAUUUAUUGCCGUGGGAUGCGACACGUACGCGAUUUUUAGAGGUCGACAAGGAAGCAAGUAUGCUACAGGAUGCUUGUCCUCAUGCGACAGCAUCUCGGACGUGAUUAAUGGGUCGUGCUCGGGCAUCGGUUGCUGUGAGACUAGCAUCCCUCGAGACGCUUACCGAUACAACAUCACUGUCACUAGCUACAACAAUCAUAGUGGCAUCUGGGGAUUCAAUCCGUGCGGGUACGCUUUCGUUGCCGAAGACGGCUUCUUUAGCUUCUCUACCGACGAUCUAUACAAGCCACCCUACGAUAUGGUCCCUUUAGUUCUUGAUUGGUUAAUUCCAGAUCAAACAUGCGAUGAUGCAAAGAAGAAUAGAACGACCUACUUGUGCCAAGAGAACUCCAAUUGUACAGAUGCUGACAAUGGAAAUGGGUACCAGUGCCACUGCUUGGAGGGUUUUCGAGGGAACCCCUAUCUCCAAAAUGGUUGUCAAGAUAUCAACGAAUGUGUGACUUCACAACCCUGUAGUGAAAUAUGUACGAACUUGCGGGGAACGUACAAGUGUUCAUGUCCAGUGGGAUAUGAAGGAGACGGAAGAAAUGAUGGAAAGGGUUGUACUCUUAUCAUCCAUGAAAAGAGGUUUCGCUCAACUGAUGUCAUACUCGGUGUAAGCAUAAGCUUCCUGCUGAUUCUUUUGGGUGUUUCCUGGUUAUAUUGGGGGCUUAGACAAAGAAAAAUCAGCAGACAGAGAAGGAAGUUCUUCCUAGAAAAUGGGGGCCGCCUCAUGCUGCAGAGACUUCUUUCUGAGCACGAAGGCUCCGUUGAAUCAGUGAGAAUAUUCACUGAUGAAGAGCUCAAGAAGGCCACAGACCACUACCAUGAAAGCCGAAUCCUAGGCCAGGGAGGCCAAGGAACAGUAUAUCGAGGAGUCUUACCAAACAACACGGUUGUUGCCAUCAAGAAGGCCAAGAUUUUGGACCGAAGUCAGGUCGAAGAUUUUGUUAAUGAGCUGAUCAUCCUCUCCCAAAUCAAUCACCGUAACGUGGUUAAGCUAAUUGGGUGUUGCUUCGAGACAGAGGUCCCGUUGUUGGUCUACGAAUUCGUGACCAAUGGCACCCUUUCUGACCACAUACACAAGUGCGGCCAUGAGUCCACAUUAUCCUGGAGGGCUCGUCUGCGCAUAGCUGGGGAGACCGCAGGUGCGCUCUCGUACUUGCACUAUGAUGCAUCCACUCAGAUUUUGCACAGAGACAUAAAGAGCACAAACAUAUUGUUGGACGAAAACUACACCGCGAAGGUCUCCGAUUUCGGAGCCUCCAGGCUAGUUCCCCUCAACCGGAUGCAGCUGACCACGCUGGUGCAAGGCACGCUGGGGUACUUGGACCCUGAGUACUUCCACUCGAGUCAGUUGACUGAGAAGAGUGAUGUCUAUAGUUUUGGGGUUGUGUUGGCUGAGCUGCUUACUGGACUGAGGGCCUUGUCCUUCGAGCGGGCCGAGAACGAGAGGAACUUGUCCAUGUAUUUUGCUUCUGCAAUAAAGGGCGAGAGGCUGCUCGAAAUCAUUGACCUGAGGGUGCUGAACGAGGGGAACCCUGAAGAGAUUAAGAAAGUCGCAGUGCUGGCAAACCGAUGCCUAAGGGUGAAAGGCGAAGAUCGGCCGACCAUGAAGGAAGUGGCAACGGAAUUGGAGGGACUGAUGAGGGUGAUGUACAGGCAUCCAUGGGUGAAUCAGAGCUGUGACCUUGAAGAAGCUGAGCAUCUGCUUAGUGAGAGAUCAAGAAAAUGUGACGGCGUCCUCAAAAGCACUGCAUCAGGUAAUGAUUAUAGCACAAGUAACCAAGUGCCGUUCGAACUUGAAAGUGGAAGAUGAGACUUCAUGGCAUGUUGGCCCUAGUACUAU
Eucalyptus grandis is the source of this 2336-nucleotide messenger RNA. Its product is annotated as putative wall-associated receptor kinase-like 16. Lineage: Eukaryota; Viridiplantae; Streptophyta; Magnoliopsida; Myrtales; Myrtaceae. Gene Ontology annotation, molecular function: ATP binding; calcium ion binding; protein serine/threonine kinase activity. The transcript has 3 exons. Gene Ontology annotation, cellular component: plasma membrane. Bases 21 to 2306 code for a protein of 761 amino acids. Gene Ontology annotation, biological process: cell surface receptor signaling pathway; protein phosphorylation. The record is from RefSeq and is a predicted model, not a curated record.